AUGCCGAGCCUGGGCGCGCUGAGAUCAGCGCGCCCAGGCUUCGCGGACCUCUCCGCGAGCAGCGGCAGCGCUGCCGCUGCUCGCGGAGAGCUGCCGGCAUGCCGGAGCCUGCGCGCGCUGAGAUCAGCGCGCCCAGGCUUCGCGGACCUCUCCGCGAGCAGCGGCAGCGCUGCCGCUGCUCGCGGAGAGUUGCCGGCAUGCCGGAGCCUGCGCGCGCUGAGAUCAGCGCGCCCAGGCUUCGCGGACCUCUCCGCGAGCAGCGGCAGCGCCGCUGCCUCGCGGAGAGUUGCCGGCAUGCCGAGGCCUGCGCGCGCUGAGAUCAGCGCGCCCAGGCUUCGCGGACCUCUCCGCGAGCAGCGGCAGCGCUGCCGCUGCUCGCGGAGAGUUGCCGGCAUGCCGAGCCUGGGCGCGCUGAGAUCAGCGCGCCCAGGCUUCGCGGACCUCUCCGCGAGCAGCGGCAGCGCUGCCGCUGCUCGCGGAGAGUUGCCGGCAGCCCGAAGCCGGGGCGCGCUGAUAUCCGCGCGCCCAGGCUUCGCGGACCUCUCCGCGAGCAGCGGCAGCGCCGACGCUGCUCGCGGAGAGCUGCCGGGCAUGCCGGAGCCUGCGCGCGCUGAGAUCAGCGCGCCCAGGCUUCGCGGACCUCUCCGCGAGCAGCGGCAGCGCUGCCGCUGCUCGCGGAGAGCUGCCGGCAUGCCGAGCCUGGGCGCGCUGAGAUCAGCGCGCCCAGGCUUCGCGGACCUCUCCGCGAGCAGCGGCAGCGCUGCCGCUGCUCGCGGAGAGCUGCCGGCAUGCCGGAGCCUGCGCGCGCUGAGAUCAGCGCGCCCAGGCUCGCGGACCUCUCCGCGAGCAGCGGCAGCGCUGCCGCUGCUCGCGGAGAGCUGCCGGCAUGCCGGAGCCUGCGCGCGCUGA
This is a messenger RNA of Podarcis lilfordi (Lilford's wall lizard), 909 nucleotides long. The record is from the annotation of a GenBank genome assembly. NCBI's taxonomy places the organism in Eukaryota, Metazoa, Chordata, Lepidosauria, Squamata, Lacertidae.